UGGAAUCAUAUCUUAUCCCUAAACUAUAUCAAAUAAAAUAUUGGAAUAACAAAAUCAAGGAGAAAUGAUUCAGAUGAAUACCAUAAAAACAAUAUUCAACACCCUUCUUUUGAUGUCAACACUUUCCAAAGUCAAUGGAACUGUUCGACAAUUCCACUUACAUUUGUACGGUGAGGUUUCCGAGGAAUACGGUCCCCAUAUACUGUGCCAGAUUCCCAAUGUUUCAAAGAGCGUCUGUGCUUCCAUGUGUCUAGAAAACGCCAAAUGCCACGCGGUGGAAAUCUGUAACCACGGAGUCUCAAGGUGUCGCAUAACAACGGGACAACAUUCGUCCCCGAUGUCCAACAGCUCCAGGUCAACAUGUCAGCUCUAUCGUCUGGGCAAUCCUUGCAGGGAAGGCUAUUGGGAUAGGCUACAGAACACAUGUACUCAAAACAUUACACAGACCCUCCCCCCAAACACGUGCGCAGACUGUCACUGCCUACUGGGUCUGCUGGACAUUGUGACCAAUGGGGAGAUCAGAUUCACCCUGUCUGGGGGCAAGACCCUGGUUUGUGUUGUUGAGGUGGCAGUUCUUGGACUUGAUAUAUACAAAUGGACUGUGAUUCAGAGACGACGCUCCGGUGGAUCUGUUGACUUUGAUCGGGAAUGGAACGAAUACAAAGAAGGAUUUGGCUCUACAACAUCCGAUUUCUGGAUUGGCAAUGACUUCAUACACCAGUUGACCAACAUUACCGGAAACCACCAUUUGCAGAUAAGAAUGACAAAAAACAACGGACAAAAGCUGACUGUCGAGUACCUGUUUUACAUAGAGUCCGAGAACGGCGGUUACAGACUGCAUGCUGCCAGCUUAGAUGGAAGCCAAAACCUAGGUGACCCAUUUUUAUCCACGUGUCAAGAGUGUGCUAACUUGAUGAAAUUCAGCACGAAGGACGUUGACAAUGAUAAUGACACUAUCAGGAACUGCGCAAGCGUCAGUAAAGGAGGCUGGUGGCACAACUCGUGUCAAAAGUCAAAUUUAAAUGGAGAGUUCGGUCAGGUUAACUACACGCUUGGAAUAAAUUGGAACAAGUUCACAGACCUCAGCUACGUGGAAAUGAGGGUCAGAAGACCGUAACAAUUUGUCAGUUUGACCAACUGAACCAAUGAAAACGUUCCUUCCGUCUUUAAGGAGGCUGGAUUGUCAACCAUCGCAUCUGCAUACAAUUUUAAGAUAUGAUUUGUUUAGCUAUAGUAAAGAAAAGAUCUAUAUAUUUAACCUUAAUUUGGGUACUGUAAACGUAUUACAUUCGGCUGUGUAUUCUAUUUAGCGCUUUUGGCGAAAUACGGCUUCCGCUAAAUCAAGUACAUCGCUAAAUGCCAGCAUAUAUGUAUAAGAAUAGGCACAUUCAGGAAUACACUAAUUCAGAUCUACGCCAACUUGUUCAAAUACUUAUAUCCGCCAAAUAUCGUACACAGUCUAAAAAUGGCAACGACCAUCUCUCAAAAUUUCACUAAUAUGCGAAUGUAUUUGUAACCUAGUAUGCUGUUUCUAUAUUUCAUUGGUUAUUAAUGCAUGAUACGGGAUUAUGUAAUGUAGGUUAGUGGGUUGUUCCAAUUGCACAAAGGCUGCUACAGGCCUGAAAAAUGUGCAAGGUGUCUUAAAAGAGAGUUUGUUGAUAAACUGACGAUGCAGGAAUUGGUUGAAUGUUAAAACUCUUAACGUAACAAUUUGUGUCAGAAAAACGGAUUUUUAUAUUAGUAUAAUAACAAUAAUGCCAAAACAAUGAUUGUUCAAUGAUA
Molecule: messenger RNA, 1782 nt
Organism: Magallana angulata
Lineage: Eukaryota; Metazoa; Mollusca; Bivalvia; Ostreida; Ostreidae
Product: techylectin-5A-like
Exons: 6
Coding region: 65-1117 (350 amino acids)
Source: RefSeq, a predicted model, not a curated record